UAUAUUCCUCCUUCAUUAGGGAGUUAAUUGCCGGUGACUUGAGGAACAUGAUUUUUCCGGUAUCUAACACCCAAAAUAGGAAAUUGGAAAAUUCAAACACAACCGUCGGAUCUUCAAUAUCCAAGGACUGAAAACCCAAGCCAAUAACCUUUCUAUAAAUACAAUCACUCGAAGUUGAAACUUGAAACCCUAAACCAUAACAAUUUUCCUCUUCUUGCACAAUCCUUAAACCGCCAUGGACAUAACAAACAACCGACAGCAACAGGAACAACAGCGCAAGACAAGCAAAGGCCGGCAAAAGAUUGAGAUCAAGAAAGUGGAGAAAAUAAACAGCCGUUAUGUUACGUUUUCAAAACGCAAAAGUGGUAUUUUUAAAAAAGCCACCGAACUUUCAACCUUAUGCGGUGCCGAUGUCGCCGUAAUCCUCUUCUCCGAGCAUGGAAAAGUGUUUUCUUUCGGUAACCCAGAUGUCGACAAGGUUCUUGAUCGAUAUAUUGCUGAAACAGAGGAGAAAAACGAUAACUGUCACUUAUUGGAAAGUAGUAGUAGUAGUGCUGUGACCGAAACCGAGCAAGAACAAGAGUACAAGAAAUCUCUUACCCGGUUGGCGGAGAUAGAAAGAGCUGUGGAUGUUAUAAGAAACGAAACUAACAAGAAAAGCAAUGGUGAAUUUUGGUGGAAUCUACCAGUUGAUAAUGUGGAAAAAGAAGAGCUUGAAGGUUAUAAGGAGUCAUUAGAAGAGUUGAAGAAGAAUGUACUGAUAAAGAUUGACGAAAUGGCUUCUCAUAAUGCUUCUGGUGAAACGGGAAUUAUUAACCAGUUCAUUGAGGGUCAGAAUGAUGGUUUGGAUGCUUUGGAUGUUGGUUUCAACUUUGAAUAUUAGUCGUGAGUUCUUUACCAUCUUUAUAUUAAAAAUAACAUAGUUUGUUAGUCAUCAUCGAAGUUUAAUUAAACUCUUAAUUAUCAAUUUUCCUUUUUUUUUUUUUUUGAAAAAUAAAAUGAGUAGAUACUAUCUUAUAUUGGACAUGUCCUUCUUAAUUAGGGAUAUGUCUAAUUUUUAAUCAACUGUUUUUGAGUAUUGGGUUUCAUUAAUUAAUUUUUUGUUUUUAAUUAGUAAGGUAAGUGAGAAUAGCCUUGGAUGAUAUGCUCAGGCAGGUCUUGUUGAAGGUUUACUUCGGAGUUGUCAACCGGAAUCCUUUACCUUGUAAUCUGGUCGGAAAACUAAUGAUUAUGUGAUGCAGGUUCCUAAUGCAAAGAGAAGAAAACCAAGAUUUCAAUUUCUUACUUCCCUCCUUAGCUUGUAGCUUUUAAAGAAUAGAUGUUGGGUCCAUUAGAUUAAAGCAGGCCCGUUUUAACAGGCAACGUAAGAAAUAUCUGAAACCCAGCCCAUAAAAAAGAGAGUACUUGCUGUUAAAAGACAACUGAGUUAGGUCCUCGAUCGAGAGAAACAUGGAGCCACAAAAAUUAAUACGCAGACAAAAACUUUAAUGAUGCAGAUUCUGAUCAAAAUCUAGUUCAUAGAAGAAUGGCAAACAUGUAAUUCCAUGAGAUGUCUGUAAAUAGACCUUGCUCGAAUAUCAAGAGAGAAAAAUACUUAGCU
This is a messenger RNA of Jatropha curcas, 1600 nucleotides long. RefSeq names its product agamous-like MADS-box protein AGL62. Gene Ontology annotation, molecular function: DNA-binding transcription factor activity, RNA polymerase II-specific; RNA polymerase II cis-regulatory region sequence-specific DNA binding; protein dimerization activity. NCBI's taxonomy places the organism in Eukaryota, Viridiplantae, Streptophyta, Magnoliopsida, Malpighiales, Euphorbiaceae. The record is from RefSeq and is a predicted model, not a curated record. Gene Ontology annotation, biological process: positive regulation of transcription by RNA polymerase II.